UGGAGUUUGUGGUCUGGCGUCGUGCUAAUAUGUAUCGAUAGAUAAUUAUAAAUCCUCGUUAUAUGAGCAAUCGAACGGAGUCUCCUGGGUUUAGGAUGCUAAUAUAGGAAGAGCUACAAACGUGAUUUUAAUAAAUGCAAUAUAGAUCGUUAUUUUUUCAUCGCCUCGAUCACAUGGGAAAAGCUUGCUCUUGCUGUAUAGAAUCCGUGUCCGCACUUAAGGGCAGGUGGGAGAAAUGCCUGGAUUCAGUUCAGCUCUAACGAUUAAUUGUGCCGCCGCCCACGAAGAUGUGGGGCGCUUUUGGUAGCCAGCGUAGCGGCGGCUAUGUGUGCAGCGCUCCCGGUUGGGAGUUUGUGCCCAUGCCUCGGGGUGACAGCAACAAGCAUCGCGGACGAAGUCGCAGUCCCCGGGCGCAAAAGAGCUCGACUCCAGAAGAGGCCAGACUUAACCAAGCAGCGACGUCGGAUCAGAGCCCCGGUGGCAAAUAUGAGCUGCAGUGGCAGCACUGGCGACUGAGGAAAAGGUUCGAGGACCUUAAGAAGCGACAUGUGCAGGAAAAAGAGGAGUGGACCGUGCAGAAAGAAACUCUUCUGAGAGAAGUGGCAGAAAUACAAAGUGGUGAAAACAAGAGAAUUUUAUUAGAGCUGAAAUCUUCAUUGAAAGAGGUUCAGGCAGAGCUUCGAAAGGAGGAAAUCAGAAGGUGUGAUUUGCAGGCACAGUACACUAAAGAUAGAUGUGCCUGGGAGCUGGAGAGAGCUGAACUGAAAUGCAGAAUUGCACAGUUGGAGACAAAAAGAAGCAAUUGCUACAUUAACAAAACAGCUCUUGAGCCAAAGGGAACUUUUAAGAGAGAACGAGAGGAGCAAAAGCGGCUGCUGGCAGACACACACACUGCUGCAAUGGACCUGAGAAAGCAGCUGGAGAACAAUGAGCGGGGUUGGUUGAGAGAGAAGGGAGAGCUGCUGGAGCGUUUUGACUUGGAAAGAAAAGAAUGGGAAGGUCAGCUGAAAGAUAUGCAGAGAAAGAUAGAAGAGUUAUACAAUGAAGUUAAGGCAAGAAGGGAGAAUGGAGUGAAUGGGCAGGAGUACAAUACCGGUAAUGAAGGAUUAAGGCUCAGUUCACAUUCCUCCAGUUCUGAUUCCAGCAGUCUGAAUGAGAUAAAUGACCAGGAAAAUCAAGGAAAUAAUGAAGCUGAUAUGACAGAAAUGGAGCAUAUUCUUCAUAAGCAUGAAACAAAACAUAUUUCAUCCUCCAGCCCAAAUGAGCCAGCUUGGAUGGACUACUUAAACCCAGGGCGUUCUAUGGAUAAUGACUUCCCUAACAGUAAUACCACUGGAAAUGAUAAAAAGAAAUAUACCAGUGCAUUAAAUGCAGCCUUAAAGGAGAUUGCUAAAGUAAGCGCAGAACUAUGCAGUUAUCAAGACGAAGUUAGAAAGAAGUCCAUUCCAAAAAGGAACAGAACACUUUCUUCAACAACUGUAGAAGAAUCAGAAAAAUUACAAAAUGAGAAAAACAAAGCUGACAUAAAUUUUGCCUUAAACUUUGAAAGGCUUAAACUCAGCCCAGAGAUGUCAGAAGACAGCAACACAUUGAACUGGGCGUUUGUGGACUCGCACAUAAAUGAAGCUUACAGAACCAAGGAUGAUAAAGCAGAGAUGUCUGUCUUGAAUAAGAAGGAAGCCCCUCCUGUUCCUCCACGCACUACAUCUUGGCAUCUGUCAAGUUCUCCUGUGUCACAAGCCAUCAGUUCACCAGUAACAGAAGUAAAGUCGGAGUCUGUUACAUCUGUCUCUGACAAGAAGUGUAAUAGCCCAUUAGUUUUAAAAAAGUUUGGAGCUCUGUUACAGGAGAAUGAAGGAAAAAUGCUCACAGAUUCUGGGUUCUUCACUAAUACGAUGCCAGUGUAUUCAAAUUGUACUACUAACUGCUGUCAGAGCAGGUGGUCUUGUGAUGCUAGCAAGCUUGGAAACAAGUCUUCUGUUCAUACAUCGGUCCAAAAGUCCUAUUCAGAUUUUGAUAUAUUGUCAUUUGAGAGUGAAUGUAUCCUAGACAAGCCAUCUAAGAAUCCAAACCAUCCUGAUUCUCAUUAUAAUUCUGCAAAAAUGGAGUUCGCAAAGGACUCUAGCAGUCCAUGCAGUCCAAUAAAAAAUGGAGAAUUUACCAUUGACUCUUCUUCAUCCUUUCAUGGAAAUUACCGGGCUCAAAAUGAAGACACUUUAAAAGUAAUAAAUGCUCAAUUCAACAAAAGUUUAUUUCAUGAUGAAAAGGGUAGUAGAGCGAUGUAUAACAACUCCUUACUUGAAGAGACUAAGGCAGCUGGUACACCAUUUGAUGCCAUUCACAACAAUGGACUUUCCUGUACAGUGAUGUGUCAUGAAAACGGUAAGCGUUGGCCAAAGAGCAAAGGUUCAGUCCUGUUGGAAUCCAUUCUAAAUGGUAAAGCAAAAAAUGCAAAACUGAACGUACAAGAUAUGAGAAAUGGAUUCACUAGCCAAAAUGCAAAAACAAAAGACAAACAGAUUUCUGGCGAGCACUGGAAUAUAAACAGCCUGGCUUCGUGUCCUAGGUCAGCAGAUUCACGAUCGAACUAUGGAGCCUACGAAUAUUCAGCUGGUGACUGCCUGACUUCUAACUGUGACUACUUCCAUGUACAGCAGAAAUCGAGAUUUGCCUUUACACACAAUCAAUCAGAAAACCUCAGUGAACUGUUAGAUAUGCUUGAGAAUGAACAGAAUCAGAGACUUUCAGCUGGCUGCUUCUCACAAGCACAUCUGUACAAUGGAAAUCAGCUUAGCUCAAAAGAGACAUCCCCAGCUUCUUCAGCUAGUUUGGUCAAGAGGAAUUUUCCACGUCCAGCUCAACCGGCUAACAAGAGGCUGCCGUCACGGUGGGCCACCAAAUCAACUAGCACUCCACAGACACCAAGCAAAUCGUCACACAAGCAAACGUAUUCCUGUUCUUACUUCUCAGAAACGGCGAUAAUCUGAAGCUCAGCAAAUGGACUCUUAAAAAUGGAGUAGAAGCUAAUGUUGUGAAAUGUAUCGGUGACUGACCUUUCGAGAAAGCGCUAACCCUUUGUGUCUAUUAGACUGUUAUAUUCAAGCUUUCUAAGUGCUUUACUUGUGUAGAAAUACACAAAAUGUUAAGUAUGCUUUAAGGUAAAACACAAAAUGUAUACGCUUAAAGCAUCGCCGGUCUCCAGUGUUUUGAUGGCCUAAUGUACUUCUGUACUCAAUUUUUCCAUUUCAUUUUUCAUACAUUUUGUUUACUUUUUUUCAUGUGCAUCUAUGUAAAUGAUCAACAUUCUGCUGGCAGUAGACCUUUAAUGGUUGCUUGCAUGCGUAUAUAUUUACCGUUGCAUGAUCCAGGAUUUUUCUGAUUUAUUAAACGAUCGUUUAUUAUACUUUGUAAAUUGUAGACCAAUAGUGUAAAAGUGAUGGGUUAUUUUGUCACCCUCAUUAGCAUUAAGGAAAAUGACAAUAAAAUGAAGUGCAGUCGCUUUUGACACUGCAACAUGUAUUAA
Polypterus senegalus (gray bichir) is the source of this 3523-nucleotide messenger RNA. RefSeq names its product protein SOGA3-like. The coding region runs from base 288 to 2987 and encodes 899 amino acids. Lineage: Eukaryota; Metazoa; Chordata; Cladistia; Polypteriformes; Polypteridae. The record is from RefSeq and is a predicted model, not a curated record. Gene Ontology annotation, biological process: regulation of autophagy. The transcript has 7 exons.